Messenger RNA from Dendronephthya gigantea, 2674 nucleotides. RefSeq names its product copine-8-like. Gene Ontology annotation, cellular component: plasma membrane. Gene Ontology annotation, molecular function: calcium-dependent phospholipid binding. Gene Ontology annotation, biological process: cellular response to calcium ion. NCBI's taxonomy places the organism in Eukaryota, Metazoa, Cnidaria, Anthozoa, Malacalcyonacea, Nephtheidae. The transcript is spliced from 25 exons. The record is from RefSeq and is a predicted model, not a curated record. The coding region runs from base 71 to 1768 and encodes 565 amino acids.
GAAAACACUUCCUGUCGAGGUCAAACGGGAAAUAGUAUCGUCUAAGAGCCGGUGUACCUCCGUGCAUAAAAUGGCUGGCAAUUAUCCUACCGCCCCGCCAGCAUACAACGAGCUUGUCGAAGAUCCUUCUUCUAGCAGUCGAAUACAAAAUGCUAUUCCUGCCACCCAAGUCGAGAUAAGUGUGAAAUGCACAAAUUUAGCAGACAUGGAUGUUUUUUCAAAGUCAGAUCCAAUUGUUGUUCUUUUUAUAAAAGCAACAGAUGGAAGUGAAUGGAGAGAGUUUGGUCGAACAGAGAAGAUAAUGAACACUUUAAAUCCAAUUUUUGUCAAGAAGUUUGUCAUGGACUAUUUUUUUGAAGAAAUACAGCAUCUCAGAUUUCAAGUAUAUGACGUAGAUUCAAGCUCAGCAAGUUUGUCAGAUCACGAUUUCAUCGGUAGAUUGGAUACAACACUUGGGUCUAUUAUUGGUGAGCAUGGCGGACAUUUUGAAUCAAAACUUGAAAAUAAAGAAAUGCCAAAGUGUGGAUCGAUAAUACUUACCGUUGAAGAAGUUAGCGAUUGUAGGGAUGUCGUAACUCUACACUUCAAAGCAAACAAACUUGACAAAAAAGAUUUCUUUGGAAAAUCAGAUCCAUUCCUUGUGUUUUAUCGAUGUAACGAAGAUUCGAGUUUUACAGCAGUUCAUAGAACUGAAGUUAUAAAGAAUACUUUAAAUCCAACGUGGAAGGCAUUUUCUGUGUUAUCAAGAGCUCUGUGUAAUGGCGAUUAUGAUAGGUCAAUCCUUGUGGAAUGUUACGAUUGGGAUAGAAAUGGAGGGCAUGAUUUUAUUGGUCAAUUUUCAACAACGUUACGAGAGAUGAACGAUAAUGGACAGCAGGGGAUCACGUGGGAUGUUGUCAGUCCAAAGAAGCAGGCGAAGAAGAAGAAAAAGUACACAAACUCUGGAACUGUCACGCUUAUGCUGUGCACAAUCGAACAGCAGCCAACGUUUUUAGAUUUUAUUCGAGGGGGAACCCAAAUAAACUUUGUUGUCGCUGUCGAUUUUACUGCGUCAAAUGGUGCCCAGGACAACCCCAACUCUCUGCAUUACAUAAACCCGUAUGAGCAAAAUCUUUAUGUAAAAGCAUUGACAGCCGUGGGUAGAAUAUGCGAAGACUAUGACACAGAUAAACAGUUUCCCGCGUUUGGCUUUGGAGCCAGACUCCCGCCUCAAUGGCAAGUCUCGCACGAGUUUGCGCUGAAUUGGAAUCCCAGUAAUCCUCAUUGUAACGGUGUUGCUGGGGUGAUCCACAGUUAUCACGAGUGCAUUCAGCGAGUACAGUUGUAUGGUCCAACAAACUUUGCUCCUGUUAUCAACAGCUGUGCGAGGAUCGCAGGUGAUAGCGUCAGACGUAACCAUGGUGAUGACUAUUUUGUCCUUCUUAUCCUGACUGAUGGAAUUAUUUCUGAUUUGGCUCAAACCAAAGAAGCCAUCGUAAAUGCAGCAUCUUUGCCGAUGUCUAUUAUCAUAGUUGGUAUUGGACCGGCUGAUUUUGAGGCGAUGGAAGUUCUUGAUGGUGAUGUCAUUCGACUUUCUUCGCGAGGUCGAGAGGCUGAGCGUGAUAUAGUACAAUUCGUACCAUUCCGCGAUUAUUUGGGCGGCCAUAACAAUCGUGGUGACGUCAUGAGUGGCGCGAGACUGGCAAAGGACGUGUUAGAAGAACUGCCUGAUCAGUUCUUAGAAUACAUGAAGAAACGUAAUAUUAAACCACGAGAACCAAGAUUUUAAAAUGAGCUUAUUCAUCAACGAUAAUUAUCAUGGCUAUACUACACGUGUAACUCGUAGUCAUGGAGUACGCUAGAGAGUACCUGUAACUGGACAUAUAUAGAUCAGUAGCCGUAAAAGAAAAGGAGAUUUAAAAGCCUUCGGUAUGAGCAUAUUUAUGAGGUAUGAGCAUAUUUAUGAGAGGUAUGAGCAUGGAAUAAACAGCGUCACAGCGAUGUAUCAAAAUUUUGACUUGAUGAUGCGAAAUGGUUGGAAAAUCUAAACCAAGAAUGUUUGAAAGAAACUAGUUCAAAGAACAGUCUCAGAAAACGUUUUCUCAUCAUAACGAUUAUAUUUUAUAUUACAAACAACAUACAACCACAGAUAUGAAUUCUCUGGAGCUGGAAGCAACGAAGAAUGGCUGAAAGGGGAUGCUGAAUUCAAAGAAGAACCCCGGACUGAAUAGAAUUCUGGCAGAGGAAACCAUCCGCAAAUAAAUUCUUCUUAGUUCUCCGUCUCAAAUUCAUCAUUUUCCCGUGACUUUAACUUCAAUAAAUACUUUAUUAAGGUUUACUCGUGUCUGUGACCAGAACACGUUCCUGCAUUUUUCGCUGAUUUAUAAGUUUUAGGUGGAUUCGUAACGUGCAGGCGAGUGUUCAAGUCCGACAUACGUGAUGUUUCCAUUCAAAAAUUGUAGGGCGACUGCAAAAGGGGCGUCAAACAGUAGGUCGGUUAGGGUAACUAUGGUAAGGUUAUAACAAUUAGAAAAUAAUAAAUAGGACGGCAAUGUAAUUAAUAUAGAUAUUUUCAUUAGUUAACAUUUAUCAACAUAACUUAUUGUGAACUAACUGUAAUAAUUAAUCGGUAGCUUUGAUAGCUCUUAUAUAAAAUAUAUUUGCAUAGAAAAUUAUUUAUAUUUUAUUUUUCAUU